GUGAUUUUGACGAAAGCUUUUCUCAAAACGUUGAAAAAGCGGAAAAAGCUGGAAUAUUACGGCAAUUCUGGCGCAUGCUCGGCCGGUGCUUGAAUGAACGUCGGCGUUACUUCUGUUUGUCUGCGUAGAUGAUGGACUCUCAGAAGUUUUGCCUCAAGUGGGAUGGGUUCCAGAGCAGCGUCACCUCCGUGUUUGACCACCUCCGGCGGGACGGUGAGCUGGUGGACAUAACGCUCUGCUGCGAGGGGCAGCGCGUCAAGGCACACAGAAUGAUGCUGUCGGCCUGCAGCCCCUACUUUAGGGAUCUGCUGAAGAAUAACCCAUGUCAGGAGCUGGUGUUCUUCCUGAAGGAUACCUCAGCCGCCGACCUGUCUGCCAUCAUUGAGUUCAUCUACAAGGGCAGUGUGAACGUGGCACAGACACAGCUGGGGAGCUUCCUGAAGACGGCUGAGAUGCUGCAGAUCAGGGGGCUUAGCGGGGAGGAGGAGAAGAACCCCUCAUCUCCGGUGGACCGCCAUCCACCGGUAUCGAGUCGCGCCGGCAGACCCCGCUCGCCGCGACCUCCCCCGCCGCCCCCAACGGCCAAACGACGGCGCGUCUCCGACGGCACAGACACACCCGGUCGGACCUCACCUCCGCCGCCGCCGCCGCCGCCCGCGCCACCGGCACCACAACCCACACAGCAACCCAGUGGCUCGCCUGCACCGUUCACCGACUUCUCUGCUUCACGGGGUGACCCCGCAUCUUCGGUUGUAUCAGGCGGUAGUAGCGUCGGGAGUCCGUCAACCGUCAACCACGCGCCACCAUCAGCUGGUGGUCGCUCCGGAGACCAACUGCCAACCGGUCCCGAGCCAGUAAAAGUGGAGAAGGUCGAUCUAACUGAGGAUGAGGACGAGACGAGUCUGGAUGCCACGCUCGGCUAUGUGGCGGAGUAUGAGGGCUCCGGCUAUGGGGAGCACUCUGCUGAGCUGGCCACAGUUGCCGCCAUGGCAGAGGCGGCAGCAGCCAUGCCGGGCGGCGCGGUGGCAGGACCCUCUCAGCGAACAGCCGGUGACGACUCGACUCCACAAGGCGUGGUGCGCUGCCAGACCUGUGACCGGUCCUUCAACACUCGUCGCUCGCUCACCAACCACCUUCACCGGUUCCACGAGCGUCGUACCGCAUGUCAGCUCUGCGGAGUCGCCUACUGCAGUCUGCCGUACCUGCGCUCCCACCUGGUUCGCAAGCACAACCUCAGUGCGGCUGAGGUGCAACGUCUGGCGCCCAUGAAGAAUCGUUAUAUGUCGUGGACGAUGCAAGAAAAUUUGCAUCAGGCAAAACUCGGGCAACGCUCGGGUUUUUCAAGUGAAGUCGGAGGAUUUGGGAUGCCGAGCCAAGCGCACUACCAGGGGGAGGGGUAUGCGUUGGAGAUGCAGAGACUUGGUCAGCUGGAACGCGUCUCGUAUGGCGGUGGUGGAGACGUCCGUGGUCAGGAGAUGCCGACUGGUGGGGGCUCAGCUUCAGGACAAGGGUCGAGGCCUUCUCAUGGUCAGGACGUGGGUGAAGGAAGUAGCAACCAGCAGUGCUCGCCCGCCGUUGAAGGAAUGGAAGCGGGACAAUCUCGCGUAGAGUGGCACGAAGGAUCCUCUUCAGAGAGGGACUAUGAUGUCGCUAAGGAUCACUAUCAAUAAAGUUCCUUGGUUCAGGCUGGACGGUGGGUCCAUUUGCGAAAGUGUCUUCGCUUGAUGCGUGAACCUCGUAAUCUUGCGAAGGGCGAUGCUGCUAGUUUCUUUAGCUCGGCCCAUAUGCUUUGAAAUCAUGUCGAUGGUGCGUGUACAAUUUUCUUGUAGAUAUUGUUCAAUGUGUUGCAACUUGCAGACGAAAACACAAGCUUAAAGGCAGCACGGGGAGUGGUUGCGUUGUUCCCGUAUGCAUUGCGGUGUAUGAUAUGGUUACGUGUACGCGAAGUGCACAGUGUUUCGAAACAUGUAGGGAUGUUGUAAAUUUUUGUACUUUUCAAUGGAUGAUCUGUUCGAUCUGUUCGUUAUAUCGAACUAUUAUUUAGCUCUGUUGUUUGGAUUCCGUUGCUGAAGAUAUGCUUGUUUUGUUAUUUCAUACAGUUUUAUCUGUUUAGACUGUAGAAUAAUAGGCAUCGUUAUCGCUUUAUGGGAUAGGUGCCGCAGUUCCUCACACUUUCACUUUACCUUUCAAAGUAACCAUAAUUCUCAUUUUUCUUCACACAAUGUGAAUAUUUCGCCUUUUCCAAUAAAGCACGUUGAACGAAUGAAGCUGAAUGUAACUUCUUGCACAGUAAGCUACUUUUUAAAGAGUGAUUAAUGGUUCAGUGAAAAUGGCAUGUCUUGGCGCGUUUAGCGGAAUCUUCUUCGUAUAGUUCGUAUUUCGUAUAGUUGUUAUUCGUAUAGCGGGAAGUGUUGGGCACAACUGAGUAUGUCCUUUGAUUAUUCUAACUGCUAGUGCACGCAAAUGUUUAUGAUUCUGCAAAUGCAAGAAAUGUGACAUGUGCAUAUGUAUUUGGGAAAAGCUGAUACUGAUCCCUCUUAUAUUCAUGUGACACAGACUGAACCUUGCGUAGUUUUCAAGCUGAUGUUGAUAACACGUUGUUGAGCUCUACAGAUAUAUAAUACAAAUUAAAGCAUUCA
This is a messenger RNA of Amphibalanus amphitrite, 2639 nucleotides long. RefSeq names its product broad-complex core protein isoforms 1/2/3/4/5-like. Gene Ontology annotation, cellular component: nucleus. Gene Ontology annotation, molecular function: protein binding. The transcript is spliced from 6 exons. Gene Ontology annotation, biological process: regulation of transcription by RNA polymerase II. Bases 129 to 1670 code for a protein of 513 amino acids. The record is from RefSeq and is a predicted model, not a curated record. Lineage: Eukaryota; Metazoa; Arthropoda; Thecostraca; Balanomorpha; Balanidae.